UAUCAAAGCUGCACGGGGAAGGGUACAAAAGCUUAGGAUGGUUAGCCGGAGGGUUUAACCGAGCAACCGAAGGAGAUUUUCCAGAGAUUGAAGGACCGGAAGAGCUUCGGUUUGCAACGAUAGGUGGCGCAUCGUACUAUUUACUCAAAUUACUUGUACUGUUGCCGAGUUUUGGCAAAGAGAGUCGUUGA
Molecule: messenger RNA, 191 nt
Organism: Microthlaspi erraticum
Lineage: Eukaryota; Viridiplantae; Streptophyta; Magnoliopsida; Brassicales; Brassicaceae
Source: the annotation of a GenBank genome assembly